GAUUUUUGGGAAGCGCCAUGUCCCGCUCCGUCAGCUUCAGCUCCCGCUCCGUGGCCGUGCCGGCCGUCACGCAGGUGCGGGUCAGCUCCGUGUCGUCCACGCGCGGCAUCAGCGGCCCCUCCGCCCGCGGGGGCUUUGGCAGCUCCAGCCUCUACAACCUGGGCUCCUCCAAGAGGGUCUCGCUGGGAGGGGGCGGCUCCUCCUUCAGCCUCCGAUCCAGCUACGGGGGCUUCGGGGCCGCCGGGUUGGGGUCGCCGAGCCCCGCGGGGAUCCAGGAGGUGACGGUGAACCAGAGCCUGCUGACCCCCCUCAACCUGGAGAUCGACCCCAACAUCCAGAGGGUGCGGCGGGAGGAGAAGGAGCAGAUCAAGAGCCUCAACAACAAGUUCGCCUCCUUCAUCGACAAGGUGAGGGCUGGGGGGGGAUCGGAGAGCUGGGGGAAGGGGGGCAGGUGGGACCCAAAAUCCGCACCGGGUGGGACCCAAAAUCCGCUCAGAGCUCUGGGUGGGACCCAAAAUCCGCACCAGGGGGGACCUAAAACGUUCUCCGAGCUCUGGGGGAGCCGCUCUGAUUUCAUGGAAAUCCCCCCCUUUUUUUUUGGCAGGUACGAGGAUGAGAUCAACAAGCGGGCGGCGGCCGAGAACGAGUUCGUGGUGCUCAAGAAGGAUGUGGACGCCGCCUACAUGAACAAGGUGGAGCUGGAGGCCAAGGUGGACGCCCUGACGGACGAGAUCAACUUCCUGAGGACUUUCCACGAGGCGGAGAUCAACGAGCUGCAGGCGCAGAUCUCGGACACCUCGGUGGUUCUGUCCAUGGACAACAGCCGGAACCUGGACCUGGACGGGAUCAUCGCCGAGGUGAAGGCGCAGUACGAGGACAUCGCCAACCGCAGCCGCGCCGAGGCCGAGGCCUGGUACCAGAGCAAG
This is a messenger RNA of Empidonax traillii (willow flycatcher), 926 nucleotides long. RefSeq names its product keratin, type II cytoskeletal cochleal-like. Gene Ontology annotation, cellular component: keratin filament. The annotation marks the transcript as partial. Lineage: Eukaryota; Metazoa; Chordata; Aves; Passeriformes; Tyrannidae. The transcript has 4 exons. Gene Ontology annotation, biological process: keratinization; intermediate filament organization. Gene Ontology annotation, molecular function: structural constituent of skin epidermis. The record is from RefSeq and is a predicted model, not a curated record.